GGUUGUGUUUGGUUCAAUUUUUCAAAUAUUUAAUUUUGAAAAAAGUCAUUUUUUAUUGAAAUGUUUGAUAACCCCUCAAAAUAGCAUUUGAAACACUCUCAAAGUAUAUUUUAAAUAGUUUUGAUAUAAAAAAAGUCUUUAGUAAAAAAGAAAAAGAAAGAAAAAACAGUAUUUCGAAUUUAUAAGAAAGGAAGGAGAGGAGAGCCAUAACAAUCGUUGGUUUGAUUGUUUGUAAUUAGAGGAAUCUGCCCUCCCUCCACCCUAUACCCAAAAAGGGAAGCUUGGGCUCUGUCCUUUCUCUGUUUUAAGUCACUGUGAAAGGAUAAACAAAACCCAAAAGAAGCAACGUGUUUUAUUAUAGUCUAUGGUCCCAACUUGUUUCAGACAUGCACAGUAGCCCUAUGACAUCAACUGAUAGUAAUGGCAUCCUUCCAAAACAAACUUCAAUUUUCAAUAAAGUUAACAUAAAAAUGCUUCAAAAGAAAAAAAAAAAGUGAUAAGAGUAACAUUUAGGACUAAAAAAGGCUGAAGCAUUGACAAAUUAUUCAUUCAUAUCUGCAAAGAAGAAGAAAAAAAGCUAGAUGGAAGAACUGAUUCGGGGAUGGAAUUCUGUUUAGUAUGGAGGUAGAUAUUUAUCCAAUUUCAAAUAAGGCUGCCUAGCUAUCCAGAAGAGUAAAAAAGAUAUACAAAUAAAUAUCUAACUACCUAUCUCAAAACCACUACAAUUUGAAAAUGAUUUCUCCAUUAAUUAAGUUUCUUAUUAGAAAGGUCUUUCUCUCCAACUUACUUGCAGAGGUGUGUGGUUGUUGAGCUAUCUCACCACUCUUGGAACUACUCCCAUUUAUUUUAGAAACACGCCCUCUCCUUCCUUCUUUCCUUUCACCCUUCUUCUAUUCUUUAUAUCCAUUCUUGCUUGGUGCUGCCAAGUGCCAAACCCUCUUUACCUCUCUGUCUCUCUCUUUCUCUCUCUGUGUCUCCUAUGACCCAACCAGCUGGAAGUUUGAGAGGGUGAAAGUCUUUGCCUUCAUUAAUUUCUGCCUCUCUUCUUCUCUGAAUUGACUUAUACAAAAGCUGGUGAAUAUUUUUCUUCAAGAAGGGUGAGAUUUGAGAGAGUUCUGCACAAAGCCUAUCACAGAGAAAUUAGUAUAUUAUAUAUGGAGAGCAUUGAGAUGGAGACAGGGAGAUUAACAGCAGAAAUGGAGCUCAAGGACUCCUCCUCCAUCCUCACUAGAAUCCGGCAACGCUUGCCGGACUUUCUACAGUCAGUCAAGCUCCAAUAUGUCAAAUUAGGAUAUGGGUAUUCAAGCAACUCUGCCACUACUCUUAUGUUCCUCGUCAUUUUGCCUCUGUUUAUUUCCAUCGCUAUUCAGCUUUCCGGUUUCAAACUCUUCCGGGUGUCUGAGUUACUGCCGACCACAAGAUUUCAAUAUGGGAUUGAUGCAACUACGGCCAUAGCCGGUUUGCUAUCGAUACUUCUCCUUGGCCUCUACUGUUCCAAGCCAUCCACGCCGGUUUAUCUGGUGGAGUUUGCCUGUCAUAAACCAGCGGAUGUAAGGAAGAUGACGGUGGACAGCUUCCUGGAGAUGAGUGCAGAGAGCGGUGCCUUCCAAGAGGAUGCCCUUAAGUUUAUGUCGAAAGUAGCAAAACGAGCCGGUCUUGGCGACGAAACCUACUUGUCGAGAGGAAUUACUUCUCGGCCGCCGAAUUUGUGUCUUGACGAAGCACGCUUCGAAGCGGAGACUGUAAUGUUCGGCGCACUCGAUGCUCUGUUCGAGAAAACCGGCUUGGACCCGAGCGAAAUAGGAAUUCUAAUCGUCAAUUGCAGCUUAUUCAACCCCGUACCAUCGCUGUCCGCCAUGAUAGUGAACCAUUACAAGCUUCGAACCGACAUUAAAGCCUACAAUCUCAGUGGAAUGGGGUGCAGCGCAAGCCCUAUCUCGAUUACGCUCACGAAGGACCUUCUCAAUGCAAACCCUAACACGUACGCUGUCGUUGUGAGCACCGAAAGUAUAACCCUAAAUUGGUACUUCGGUAACGACCGUUCGAUGCUGAUCAGCAAUUGUCUGUUUCGGAUGGGAGGAGCCGCCGUGCUGUUAUCGAACAAGCACAGCGAUCGAUCCCGGUCAAAAUACGAGUUGAUUCACACGAUUCGGACUCACAAAGGAGCUGACGACGAAAGUUAUAAUUGCGUUUAUCAGAAAGAGGACGAGGAAGGGAAAGUUGGGGUUUCACUCGCGCGCGAAUUAAUGGCGGUUGCAAGUGAAACAUUAAAGACCAACAUUACGACUCUAGGUCCUUUGGUACUGCCAUUUUCAGAGCAAUUCGCCUUCAUAGUCUCUAUGUUGAAAAAGAAAGUACUGAAAGCAAAGGUGAAACCCUGCGUACCAGAUUUUAAGCUCGCAUUCGAGCAUUUCUGCAUCCAUGCCGGCGGAAGAGCGGUGCUGGACGCUCUGCAGAAGAACCUCCAACUGAGUGAUUGGCACAUGGAACCCUCGAGGAUGACACUCUACCGAUUUGGGAACACAUCGAGUAGCUCCUUGUGGUAUGAAUUAGCAUAUGCAGAAGCAAAGAAUCGGGUCACGAAAGGCCACCGUAUCUGGCAGGUGGCAUUCGGAGCCGGAUUCAAGUGUAACAGCACAGUUUGGAAGGCGCUGAGAGAAAUUCCGGCGACCGAGUGCGACCGAGUUAACCCAUGGAUCGACUCAAUUGAAAACUUUCCGGUCAAGGUUCCUGUUGGCUAAUAAUCAUAGCGUCUAAAAUGCAGAGUUUUCCAUCAACAAAUCCACGUGGGACAUUAGAACGGAUGUGGGUCCUCUCAUUUAAAGAGAAAAAAAAAAAUUGAAGUUUACUUAUUAUUUUAUUUCCAUUUUUUUAAUCAGUUUAUUUAUCUCUCUUUCGGCUAAAAAGAAAAACGUGAAGAAAGUAUGUGAAUACUUUAAAAAUGGUGGAAAAUCAAAUAUUUUAGGUUAUUGUAUUUUCGCA
Messenger RNA from Benincasa hispida (wax gourd), 2982 nucleotides. RefSeq names its product 3-ketoacyl-CoA synthase 1 (gene KCS1). The record is from RefSeq and is a predicted model, not a curated record. Gene Ontology annotation, biological process: fatty acid biosynthetic process. Gene Ontology annotation, molecular function: acyltransferase activity, transferring groups other than amino-acyl groups. Gene Ontology annotation, cellular component: membrane. NCBI's taxonomy places the organism in Eukaryota, Viridiplantae, Streptophyta, Magnoliopsida, Cucurbitales, Cucurbitaceae.